Messenger RNA from Pectinophora gossypiella (pink bollworm), 2581 nucleotides. RefSeq names its product serine/threonine-protein phosphatase PP2A 65 kDa regulatory subunit (gene Pp2A-29B). Lineage: Eukaryota; Metazoa; Arthropoda; Insecta; Lepidoptera; Gelechiidae. Gene Ontology annotation, cellular component: cytoplasm; protein phosphatase type 2A complex. The coding region runs from base 166 to 1938 and encodes 590 amino acids. The transcript is spliced from 6 exons. Gene Ontology annotation, molecular function: protein binding; protein phosphatase regulator activity. Gene Ontology annotation, biological process: protein dephosphorylation. The record is from RefSeq and is a predicted model, not a curated record.
ACGAACUUUUUCGUGCCUGCCAAAGUGCCGAUGGCUGCCAUUUUGCUUCUACUGUGAAUUCCUAAAGUGCGUUUUUAUAGAAAUACCAUCAUAAAACCAAAUUGUAAAGAAAUAUCGUAUUGCGUUUAAGUUUUACAGAAGGAAGUGUGUGUGAUAUACGUAAAAAUGGCAGCCAGCGAUUCUGGGACGGAUGAGUCAUUGUAUCCGAUCGCUGUAUUGAUAGACGAAUUAAAAAAUGAGGAUGUACAAUUGCGCUUGAAUUCUAUCAAGAAGCUUUCUACGAUUGCCCUGGCCCUGGGCGUGGAGAGAACCCGCUCAGAACUGAUUCCCUUCCUCACUGAGACCAUCUACGAUGAAGAUGAAGUAUUGUUGGCGUUGGCGGAACAGCUCGGAAACUUCAUCAACCUGGUUGGUGGCGGAGAGUUUGCACACUGCCUGCUGCCGCCGCUGGAGUCUCUAGCUACUGUCGAGGAAACUGUUGUCCGUGACAAGGCCGUAGCCUCACUCCGGGCUGUUGCCGCCCACCACACGCCCCAGGCCUUGGAGCAACACUUUGUGCCGUUGGUGCAGCGUCUCGCUGGUGGAGACUGGUUCACUUCUCGGGCCUCUGCUUGUGGACUUUUCAGCGUGUGCUACCCGCGCGUGUCUGCCCCGGUCAAGGCGGAGCUUCGUCAACACUUCCGCACACUCUGCCAAGAUGACACUCCAAUGGUGCGCCGCGCCGCCGCAUACAAGCUCGGAGAGUUCGCAAGGGUGGUCGAGGUCGAGUAUGUGAAGAGCGACCUCAUUCCUAUGUUCGUGAACUUGGCUCAGGACGAGCAAGACUCAGUGCGGCUGCUGGCGGCGGAGGCGUGCGCGGCGGUGGCGGCGCUGCUGCCGCCUGAGGACAUGGAGCAGCUCGUGAUGCCCACGGUGCGUGCGCGCGCUGGAGACACGAGCUGGCGCGUGCGGUACAUGGUCGCCGACAAGUUCGUGGAGCUUCAACAAGCAGUGGGCCCUGAGCUGGCUCGCUCCGACUUGGCGCAGAUCUUCCAAGCCCUGCUGAAGGACACCGAGGCAGAAGUACGCGCCGCCGCCGCUGGCAAGGUAAAGGACUUCUGCAUGAAUCUCGACAAGGCACACCAAGAGCAGAUAAUAAUGACCAUGAUCCUGCCUCAGAUUAAAGACCUGGUGAGCGACCCUAACCAACACGUUAAGUCUGCCUUAGCGUCCGUCAUUAUGGGCCUGAGCCCCAUUGUUGGAAGGCAGAACACUAUCGAGCAUCUCCUCCCUCUAUUCCUCACACAACUAAAGGACGAAUGCCCCGAGGUACGCCUCAACAUCAUUUCCAACCUCGAAUGCGUCAACGAAGUCAUCGGUAUCCAACAGCUAGUCCAGUCCCUCUUGCCCGCUAUUGUUGAAUUAGCCGAAGACACCAAGUGGCGCGUUCGCCUCGCCAUCAUCGAACACAUGCCUCUCCUAGCCGGACAACUUGGGCAAGAAUUCUUCGACGAGAAACUAACGGGCCUCUGCAUGUUUUGGCUCAUCGAUCAUGUCUACGCCAUCCGUGAAGCCGCCACACUUAACCUGAAGAAACUAGUUGAGCAAUACGGCCCCGCUUGGGCUGAGGGCAAAGUUAUACCGAAAGUACAAGCCAUGUCUCGCGAACAGAACUACCUGCACCGAAUGACCUACUUAUUCUGCAUAAACGUUCUUUCUGAAGUCUGCGGAAAGGACAUCACAACGAGGGUAUUACUGCCUACAGUCUUGUCUAUGGCCGAUGAUAAUGUUGCCAAUGUAAGAUUCAAUGUUGCCAAGACAUUGCAGAAGAUGGCGCCGUUUUUGGAUCCCGCGGUGAUUCAGCCGCAAGUUAAGCCGGUUUUGGAGAAGUUGAAUGUGGAUCCUGAUGUUGACGUGAAGUACUUCGCGUCUGAAGCCAUUGCGGGUAUAGCUGGUUAGGUUAUAAUCGUAAUUUUCACUCUUCUUUAUAGUAUCAGUACCGUGAUGUUCUAUGGCAAAAGGUGCCUUUUUAUCGCUUAUGUAAACAAGUCAACAGACAUGUUGUGCUUUUAUGUUCUUGUUUUAUAUACUUGUAUAUACAUAACAACUUAUCGCAUAUUGUAUGCUCUGUAAUGUACUAGAGGGGUAUGGAGCAUACAACACCAACGGCGGUACAGUAGCAAAUGUAGCAAAAUAAACGCUAGUCGACAAAAAGGAAUCUUUCCUAUAGAAAAUCAUAUUUAGAUUCUAAAUGUUACAUUUUAUUAUUAAUGAAAUUUUCAAUAGCUCCUUAUAAGCUGUUAGAGUGUGUUGUACCUAAUAUAAGUUCUAAAAGGUUUAGGGAUCCUACUGAUACUAUACUGACGAGGUUUUGAACAACUUUAUAAUGUAAACUUAGUAUUUAUUCCAAAAUUAACACCCUGUUUUGGACUGUUGGUCGAUGGACGGCAAUUAUGUACCUAAAUGUAUCUGUAAUUAGUAAUGAAUAGUUUCAUUCCAUAAGUUUAAAGAUCAACAAAAUUAGACAUUUUCACAGCAUUUAACACUACUUGAAAUUGUAAGAAGUAUGAAAUUUAAUACAGAAUAUAAUUAAUAAAAUCCA